This is a messenger RNA of Arachis stenosperma, 2291 nucleotides long. RefSeq lists its product as uncharacterized. Lineage: Eukaryota; Viridiplantae; Streptophyta; Magnoliopsida; Fabales; Fabaceae. Gene Ontology annotation, molecular function: RNA binding. Gene Ontology annotation, biological process: positive regulation of mRNA splicing, via spliceosome. Gene Ontology annotation, cellular component: nucleolus; U12-type spliceosomal complex. The record is from RefSeq and is a predicted model, not a curated record. The coding region runs from base 564 to 1685 and encodes 373 amino acids. The transcript has 9 exons.
ACACCAAACUCUAGUAUUGGAUUUACUGGCAAGGCCGCAACCCACUCCCACUCCCACUCCUCACCCCUCUCUCGGCCUCUCCUUUUAGAAAGUUUGAAAUUGGAAGAACAAAGAACCCUAGCCACCUACAGCCACCCCGCCCGUAACCACCACAUCCCCGCAUUGUUUUCAUCGCCGAACUCUUCUCCACUGGGUACAAGCAUCGCGUGUGGAAGGAGUUGGGUACAAGGUCCGUCGCCGUCGCGGGAAGCUCCGUCGCCGUCGUAGGAAGCUCCCUCGCCAUCGUGUGUUCGAGCUCUCUCUGUGUGUUCGCCGGUGUCGCCGUAUCCUCUGGCGUCGCCUCACUCCCCUUCCUUCUCGCCGCCGUAAACAGUGACCUUACUGGUUCAUUGACCGGUCCGAUUCUCGCAACCUUGCUGAAAAGUGACAUCUUGCGUGCCAGUCCAAGACCUCCCCAGAAGAGACGAGAAAACAGUGACAAAAGAAGAUACUCGGCUCGCAGGCCCUUCUCCCUCUCCCACUGUUGGUCGUGGCGGCGCUCUCUUCCUCCUCCGUUGCCAUCUAUGACGACUCGAAUAGCGCCUGGUGUUGGCGCCAACUUGCUUGGCCAACACUCUGCCGAGAGGAAUCAGGACGCCACCGCCUAUGUCGGCAAUCUCGACCCCCAAGUUCCCGAGGAGUUGCUCUGGGAGCUUUUCGUUCAGGCUGGCCCUGUCGUUAAUGUCUAUGUUCCCAAGGACAGAGUCACUAACCAACACCAGGGAUAUGGAUUUGUUGAAUUCCGUAGUGAAGAAGAUGCUGACUAUGCCAUCAAGGUGCUUAAUAUGAUUAAACUUUACGGCAAGCCAAUUCGUGUAAAUAAGGCAACCCAAGAUAAAAAGAGCUUGGAUGUGGGGGCAAACCUUUUCAUUGGCAACCUUGAUCCUGAUGUAGAUGAGAAGCUCUUGUAUGAUACUUUCAGUGCAUUUGGAGUUAUUGUUACUAAUCCAAAGAUUAUGAGAGAUCCUGAUACCGGAAAUUCCCGUGGUUUUGGUUUCAUUAGCUAUGAUUCAUUUGAGGCAUCUGAUUCAGCUAUUGAGGCAAUGAAUGGGCAAUAUCUUUGCAAUCGCCAAAUUACAGUGUCAUAUGCUUACAAAAAAGACACUAAAGGGGAACGGCACGGCACGCCAGCAGAAAGAGUUUUGGCUGCAAGCAAUCCUACUGCGCAGAAGAGUAGGCCUCAUACGAGAUUCGCCAGUGCACCUCCAACACUCGCCAAUGUUGCUCAGGCUAAUGGUACUGUUGCUGUUCCGGUACCUCCUCACCCCUUUGCUAAUGGAGUUGCUCCACCUCCCAUUCCUGCCCUCCGACCACCACCACCACCCCCUCAAGCAGCAGCAUUUCAGCCUAUGCCAGGAGCUGGGCAACCAACAUGGCAUCAACAACAGCCCGGACUCCCGCCUGGAAUGCCCCCACCUCAGGUCCAGCAGUUCCGGCCACCUCCAUCUGGUAUGCCAAUGCCGCCACCUCCACAAGCUGUUUCGGCUCCUCCAAGGCCUCUUCCGCCACCAGCAGGAAUGGUAAGCCAACCACCUGUUUGGCGACCACAACCACCCCCACCGCAGCAACAGGGUGGACGACCUAUGGCAUAUCCUCAACCCUCAAUGCCUCCACCUUCCUAUAGCCGGAUGCCACCACCUCAAUGAAGGAAUUCAAACCCUUUUGGAAGGAUCCAGGGUCCUAUUAUAUUGAAUUUCGCCACUGAUUUUUAGCGUUAUGUUUCUUAAUUAAUGUGGUAUUAGAUACAGUUGCUAUCGGCAUCCUUGACACUAGGACAGUUAACAAUAUAAUUAGAGUCCAAAGGAGAGAUGCUCAACUCUUUAGCCUUGGGUUUGAUAUUGUUUUUAAGUAACUAAUUUUCCAGAGUUCUUUCAAGCAAUGGUGAAUUGUAAAGGUGAAUGAGAAAUAGGAAGGAAAUAUCUGGCCUGUUUUAUUUCUGCGAUGGACUAAGCCUCCCCUAACAAAAGAACAAGUGACAAUGAGGCCUUGAUCUUUGCAUUGUGAGAUGCAUUAGGUCUUCUGAGUCUGAUAGUGAAGUCCGUUAAGAGCAAGCAGAGUGAGUUUUUGUCACGUGAACCCUGUGAGGUUCGUGUGAUGUGCGAAUUUAUAAUUGUCAAAUCGUGUGAUGUGCGAAUUUAUAAUUGUCCAAACUGAACUGGUAAUUGAGUUGGUCAUGAAAGGGUCCUUAAUGAUUCUCUUUUUAAUGCCUUUGAUGUUCCUCUCUAGCUAAUAUUAAAAGGGAUUUACAUCCA